CGUACUGCAGAUAAACAUUUGGCUGUUUGGGACUGAGGCAGGUAUUGGUUUUCAGGUGCAGGAACCAAUCCGCCCACGAUCCGCCUCGGCGAUGACAUCUGUGCAGCAGUGGCCACACAGCCAGUUCCUGCUUCAGUGAAGUCGGGGAGUGAUCUGGGACUUGCCCACUGCGAUCAAGAUGCUUCGGAUCAUAGUGGAGUCGGCCAGUAAUCUCCCCGAUUCAACAUUUGGAACACCAGACCCAAUAGCGACGAUCAUUUUUAAAGGUGAAAAGAAGAAAACUCAGUCAGUUAAUAAUAAUCUGAACCCAGUGUGGGAUGAGAAAAUUGAGUUUGAUUUGAAGGGAGUCCCAUUAGAUAGCUCCUCAUCGAUCCAAGCUGUGGUCAAGGACUAUGAGACGAUUGGACAGAACAAAUUUCUUGGCUCUGCAAACAUUUCCUUGCGGGAGCUUGCAAGUGGCCAAGCUCGAACAACGCCAUUCAAGAAUGUGCCGUUGCUCAGUGAAAAGAAACAGCCAACUGGGAUGACUAUAAGCUUGACAGCCUCGUAUGAGCCACCGGCUGGAUCAGGACCUCCUGAGGCUACAGGUUCCAAUGCUCCCGGUGAAGCAGAGGGAGAUGGGGAUGAGGAUGUGGAUGAAGAUGAAGAUGCAGAUGAUGGGGCAGUGGCUGGUAACAUUCCAGGCGUGCCAGCUCAGCCAGGUGUACCACCCACCAGACGAUUUAAGAAGAGAAAGAAGAGCAAGAUUCUUUCAAACAAACCUCAAGACUUCCAGAUCCGGGUCAGAGUGAUUGCAGCUCGACAAUUGCCUGGUAAUAAUAUAAAGCCCGUUGUGAAAGUGUCUGUGUGCAACCAGACUCACCGAACAAGGAUCCGAAGAGGAAACAAUCCUCACUUUGACGAGAUUUUCUUCUACAAUGUAACUCAGUCACCAGCAGAGCUCUUUGACGAUACAAUCCAAAUCAGGGUGUACAAUUCUUAUUCACUACGUUCAGAUUCCCAAAUAGGAGAAUUCAAGCUGGACAUUGGCUAUGUGUAUGAUGAGCCUGGACAUGCUGUUAUGAGAAAGUGGCUGCUGCUUCAUGAUCCAGAAGAAAUAAGUAGUGGAUCCAAGGGCUACCUGAAAGUCAGUUUAUUUGUUCUGGCAACCGGAGAUGAGGCCCCGGCUGAGAAAAAGGAACUUGAUGAAGAGAAUGACGAUGUGGAAAGCAACCUGCUGCUACCAGCUGGCCUCACACUUCGAUGGUUGACAUUCAUUUUGAAAAUCUACAGAGCAGAAGAUAUUCCGCAGAUGGAUGAUGCCUUUGCGCAAACUAUUAAAUCCAUAUUUGGAGCGGAGUCUGACAAGAAGAAUCUAGUGGAUCCAUAUGUAGAGGUUGGCUUUGCUGGAAAAAAGAUCUGCACAAAGAUAAUAGAAAAAAAUGCAAACCCUGAGUGGAACCAAGCUGUCAAUCUUCAAAUCAAGUUUCCUUCUAUGUGUGAAAGAAUUCGCCUGACUAUAUUUGAUUGGGAUCGGAUGACCAGAAACGAUGCUAUUGGGACAGCAUUUAUGUUCCUCUCUAAGAUCGCCUCAUCUGGUGGUGAGGUUGAAGACACUGAGGGAAGUGGGUCUUCUGCAAAUGAAGCAAAAACAGGAGAUGAAGAAGUAGGAUUUCUUCCAGCUUUUGGACCUUGUUAUGUAAAUGUUUAUGGAAGUCCCAGGGAAUUCACAGGUUUUGCUGAUCCUUACGAAGACUUGAACUAUGGAAAGGGUGAGGGAAUGUCAUAUCGUGGAAGAUUAUUGAUUGAAUUAAUCACCAAACUUGAUGAAGCUCCAGAGAAUAAGUUAGAAGAAAUACCUAGUGACGAUGUUUUGGUUGCUCAGAAAUAUCAACGGCGCCGCAAGUACAAUCUCUGUGCUGUCUUUUACUCUGCCACAAUGCAACAAGAAGUCGGUGAUGCCAUCCAGUUUGAAGUCAGCAUUGGCAAUUACGGCAACAAAUUUGAUAAGACUUGCCGGCCUUUAGCUUCUACAACUCAGUACAGUCGAGCAGUGUUUGAUGGCAACUACUAUUAUUUUCUACCAUGGGCUGAUUCAAAGCCUGUAAUCACGCUGACCUCUUUCUGGGAAGACAUUAGUCACAGGCUGGAUUUUGUGAAUAUUCUCCGAAACAUAAUUGACAGAUUGGAAAAUAGCUUAACUAUGCUGAAGACAGCCAUUCAAGCCAAAUGUAAUGAUCUACUGGUGGCUGAGAUUUGGUUGAAACUUGUUGAGCAAGUCAUAGAGGACUGCAGCUGUUUUCUACCGGACCUGCAAGGAAAGCCCAAUGUGACAUUGCUUGACUUUCAAAUCCUGAACCUUCGUAAGAAGGCUAUGGAAAGCAUUAUUCAAUCAGCAAACUUUUUGAAGAUGAACGCAGAAAAUCCCAAAGAAACACUUGUUGAUAUUGAGGACUGGCUGGAGAGACUUAGAUCAGUGGCUGAGGAGCCACAAAACAGCAUGCCAGAUGUCAUCAUCUGGAUGAUCUGUGACGAGAAGCGAGUGGCAUACGCUCGAAUUCCGGCCCAUGAGGUUCUCUACUCCUCUGCCAGUGACAAGGCAUGUGGCAAAUAUUGUGGCAAGACACAGACCAUCUUCUUGAAGUAUGUCAAGGACAAGAGCAAAGGUGCCAAAAUUCCGACACAGUUGCAUGUCCGUAUUUGGCUUGGACUCGCAGCACUCGAAAGCAAAUUUAACAGCUUUGCCGAAGGGCGCUUCAGUGUCUUUGCUGAACUGUAUGAAAACCAAGCUCAAGUUGGAAAGUGGGGCACCACAGGGUUGGUUGGUCGUCACAAGUUUUCUGAUGUAACUGGCAAGAUCAAACUCAAGAAGGAGAGCUUCCUGCCUCCAAAAGGCUGGGAAUGGGAAGGAGACUGGAUAGUGGAUCCACAGACAAGUAUGCUUACAGAAGCUGAUGCUGGUCACACUGAAUUUAUUGACGAAGUUUAUGAGAAUGAAUCGCGUUAUCCUGGAACUGAGUGGAAGUUGCCUGAGGAGCCUUAUGCAGAUGUGAAUGGGGAAAAAUCUGUGGCAAAAGAGGAGAUUGAGUGUCCUCCAGGCUGGAAAUGGAUAUCAAGAUGGGAAUAUGAUGUCAAUCGAGCUGUUGAUGAGCAAGGUUGGGAGUAUGGGAUAAAAAUACCCCCCGAUGACUGUCCGAAAUCCUGGGUUUCAACAGAGAAAAUGUACCACACCCAGAAACGUAGGCGUUGGGUGAGAAGACGUAAGCGAGAGUCACAGCAAACUGCACUGGCCAAGAGUAAAUCUGAGUCAGAUAGUGAAGGAUGGGAAUAUGCAUCCCUGAUUGGCUGGAACUUCCAUUUGAAGCAACGAAGGUCAGACACUUUCAGGCGUAGGAGAUGGAGACGACAAAUGGCACCAUCUGGACAUCUUGGGGCUGCAGCAAUUUUCAAACUGGAAGGUGCUCUUAUUUCAGAUGGUGGGGAUGGUGAUAAAUCACCAAGUACGGAAAGUAUGUUUGGAGCAAAUACCCCCAUGAUUUCCUGCAUAUUUGACCGACCCUCAAUCUAUCACCUACGCUGCUACAUUUAUCAAGCAAGAGGCGUAGUAGCUAUGGACAAAGACAGCUUUUCAGAUCCAUAUGCUCAUGUUUCAUUUCUUCACCAAAGCAAGUCAACUGAGGUUCUCAAAUCCACCUUGAACCCAACUUGGGACCAGUCCCUUAUUUUCAAUGAUAUUGAUAUAUAUGGAGACCCUCAAGAUUUAGUUAGAAAUCCACCAAAUGUGAUUAUUGAAAUAUUCGACGAAGAUCAAGUUGGAAAAGAUGAGUUCUUGGGCAGAUGUGUCUGUCCUCCAAUGGUGAAGCUGAACCCAAAUGUUGAUGAAACACCCAAACUUCUCUGGUACCCAAUCAAGACUGGAGGCAAGAAUAUUGGGGAACUCCUGGUUUCUGCUGAACUAAUGUUGAAAGAUAAGCCUGAUGGGUCUAAUUUGCCAAUUCUUCCACCUGUUAGAGGUGCUAGUUUAUACAUGGUGCCACAUGGCAUCAGACCUGUUGUGCAGCUCACUGGAGUGGAGAUUCUGACAUGGGGUUUACGAAACAUGAAGAGUUACCAGCUGGCCUCAGUUUCUUCCCCAAGUCUCAUUGUGGAGUGUGGUGGUGAAUGUGUCGAAUCUGCUGUGAUCAAGAACCUUAAGAAAAAUCCAAACUUCCCUUGCUCCGUUCUCUUCAUGAAAGUGCUUCUGCCAAAAGAAGAAAUGUACGCACCUCCAAUUAUCAUAAAGGUCAUUGACCACAGACCGUUUGGACGUAAACCAGUGGUGGGGCAGUGCACAAUUUAUUCGCUGCAAAAAUAUCGGAGUGAUCCAUUUGCUCAAAAAGAAACUGUUGGAACCCAAUCAAAAGCUUCUUUACUUUCAACUGCCCACGAAUGUGUGAUUGAUAUGGAUGACCAAAAACCUCUCCUGGAAACUCAGUUUGUAGACAGUAUGACCAAAGCAGUCAUCAAAAUGGCUACUCCAUCGACUCUGCAUGCUGCAAAGCAGGAUGAAUCAAUUGACUGGUGGAGCAAGUUUUACGCCUCCAUAGGGGAACUGGACCGAUGUGGCGGUUAUCUUCAGAAAGGCUAUGAUACUCUGAAGGUGUAUGAUAAAGAACUGGAGAAUGUUCCUGAAUUUAAAGGAUUGACCGAUUUCUGCAACACUUUUCAACUGUUCAGAGGAAAGCAGGAGGAUGAUGAAGACCCAUCAGUCGUGGGUGAAUUUAAGGGUUCCUUCAAAAUCUAUCCUUUAAGUGAUGACCCGAGUGUGGAGCAGCCUCCACGGCAGUUCUGUGAGUUGCCGGACAGCGUACCUCAGGAAUGCAUUGUGCGCAUUUACAUCAUUCGAGCUAUUGAUUUGCAACCAAAAGAUAACAAUGGCAAGUGUGACCCAUAUGUGAAGAUCAGCUUGGGCAAAAAAGUAAUUGAGGACCGUGAUAACUACAUCCCUAAUACACUGACCCCUCUGUUUGGCAGGAUGUUUGAACUUACUUGCAUCUUGCCUACAGAGAAGGAUCUCAAAAUUGCACUUUAUGACUUUGACUUGAUGACUCGCGAUGAAAAAGUGGGUGAAACAGUUAUUGACUUGGAAAACAGGCUCUUAUCCCGCUUUGCAUCUUAUUGCGGAUUACCUCAAUCAUACUGCAUGUCUGGGGUAAAUACAUGGCGGGAUCAACUGAAACCUUCCCAGCUGUUACAGAAUUUAGCCAAAAUGAGGGGUGUUUCUCCACCGGUUGUGUCUGAUAACGGAAAGAAGCUUCAAUACAAUGGUCAGGAGUACACAUUAAGUGAAUUUGAAAAUAACCAGCCUCUUAAUGACCAUCUUGGACCUCAGGGUGAGCGCCUUGCUCUUCAUGUUUUGAGACUCCAAGGAUUGGUACCUGAACAUACAGAGAUGAGAACAUUAUUCAGCAGCUUCCAACCCAAUCUUCCCCAGGGAAAGCUCCAGAUGUGGGUUGAUAUAUUUCCAAAGAGUCUGGGUCCACCUGGGCCACCUUUUGACAUCACUCCAAGAAAACCCAAAAAGAAUGUGCUACGCUGCAUAAUUUGGAAUACUAGUGAUGUAAUCCUGGACGAAAAGAGCAUCACUGGAGAAGAGAUGAGUGACGUCUAUAUUAAAGGCUGGAUGGCUGGGCUUGAAGACCAGAAGCAGAAGACAGAUGUGCAUUACAGGUCAAUGGGAGGAGAAGGGAAUUUUAACUGGAGAUUUGUUUUCCCAUUUGAGUUCCUCCCAGCUGAACAGCUUUGUGUUGUGUCCAAGAAGGAACACUUUUGGAGCCUUGACAAUACUGAGUUUAGGAUACCACCAAAACUAAUCCUUCAAAUAUGGGACAAUGAUAAAUUUUCUAUGGAUGAUUACUUGGGUGCUAUUGAGCUAGAUCUGAAUUCCACCAUAUCUCCAGCAAAAACAGCUAAAGGAUGCAACUUGAGCAUGCUGCCAGAGAAGGGAGGUGACCCUAAAGCAGGAAAAACUGCCUCUCUUUUCUCCCAAAAGUCUAUGAGAGGAUGGUGGCCAUGCACUCAAGAAAAAGAUGGCAAGCGCAUUCUGGCUGGUAAAAUUGAAAUGUCACUGGAGAUUGUCUCUGAACAAGAGGUUGAGGAGAGACCUGCUGGCAAAGGAAGAGAUGAACCCAACAUGAACCCAAAAUUAGAGCUUCCAAACCGUCCAGCAACGUCAUUCCUGUGGUUCACGAGUCCUUGCAAAACAAUGAAGUACAUAAUCUGGCGUCGAUUCAAAUGGGUCUUUAUUGGUCUCAUCAUACUCAUAUUUGUAGUUCUGUUCCUUGCAAUCUUCUUCUAUUCAUUGCCGAACUAUUUGUCCAUGCGAAUUGUGAGUCCUUUCAAUGGAUAGGACAGUUCUCCAUCAGCAGCAGCUCCUACCCUGCUUUGUGUAGCUGGACCAAGAGAUCUCAUUUCUUAUGUUUUCAGGCUUCUAACUUUAAGGAUGGAAAUCAGCUGGGUUUAGGAUGGUGACGAGUUCUAUGUUUACCAAGGUUAGUCAAGGUUCACGGGGUCAUGACUGGGCUUUUUAUCAGUGAUUCCAUGUUAAUGUGUUGACCUCAAUGACCAGAGCCCUGCUGAUUUUUCUCUCAGCAUUUGUGAAACUUGGUUAGCUCCUUUAGCAGGUGGUUUUGAAAGGCCAGGUGUUUCUUUGUAUAUUGAGAAUAGUACAAUUGUGAAGCAUGGCUAUUUGAGGUGAUCGGUUUGCUAAAUGUUGCAUGAUAAAUAUGGAAAACCGUUACAUUAUAGAUAUGGGAAAACAAUCAAUUGUAAUAAAAAUUACAUAAAAAUAGUGUCUUCAAUAGAUGUUUCUCAAACCUACCUAUGGCCAUAUCAAAUUACAGUAUUGAAUCAGACAAAAGAUGGCAAUUUAUUUUUCAGCUCUAGCUGCGUAUAUCUGUUUGACUGUGCCUAAUUUACUGUAUACUGACAUAACAUUAGAUAUGUAAUCAAUGUGUCAACAACAUUUGUUUCUCUAAUAAAGACAUGAAUCACA
This is a messenger RNA of Callorhinchus milii (elephant shark), 7012 nucleotides long. RefSeq names its product myoferlin. Gene Ontology annotation, biological process: membrane fusion; plasma membrane organization. Gene Ontology annotation, cellular component: membrane. The transcript has 55 exons. The record is from RefSeq and is a predicted model, not a curated record. NCBI's taxonomy places the organism in Eukaryota, Metazoa, Chordata, Chondrichthyes, Chimaeriformes, Callorhinchidae. The coding region runs from base 179 to 6367 and encodes 2062 amino acids.